GAUAAAAAGCUGGGAAACAUCCUAAUUAGAUUACCAACCUGCUAUGAAAGUGUGAUAAAUGUGUAGUAAUUAAAUGAAUUCAUCACAAUACUCAUCGGUUUUCGCGGAAGACACACAAUGGUCCAGCCUGCACUGCACCAAGGACUCGCUCACUGAUGUCUUCGGGUGGUUUUUGCAGGGUCUCCUGGCGGGGAUUGCCUUCCUCUGCCUCAUAGUGAAGCGCUUCUGCGAGCCAUCUUACGUGCGCCGCUCCUGGGAGACGUGGUGGUAUGACACAUCGAAGCAGGGCAUCGGGGCGCUGGUCAUACACAUGACCAACGUCUACCUGGCGCCCCUCUUCCAGGGCGACCCGUGCACCUGGUACAUCAUCAACUUCCUCCUGGACUCCACCAUCGGCCUGUUCAUCAUCUACGUGGGAAUUCGGGUGUGCCAAUAUCUGGCCCGCAGUCGCCACUGGGACGCCAUCAACUUCGGGGAGUACGGCGCCCCAAAGUCCUGGAUCUACCAGACGUGGAUCUACAUUGGGUUGAUGGCAAUCGUGAAGCUAAUCACCACAAUCUUCAUUCAGAUGGACUUCUGGGACAACGUGAAGAACUUUGUCCUCUCUCCAUUUUCUGAUCCAAAGAUCGAAUUGGCUGUCGUCAUGCUCAUAAUCCCAUUCUUUGUCAAUAUGCUGAUAUUCUGGGUGACUGACAAUUUCCUGAUGCGCCACACGCGGAAGAACAAGAAGCGACUCCAGGGCGGGACAGCUGGUGAUCAGAGCAUCUUGCAGCGCGUGAAGGUGAAGUAUCGCUCCAUCCGCAAGGACAGCCGCGAGAAGGUGGUGGAAUCAGAGUCGGAGGCCUUGAUUUCCGGCGAUGAUGAGCCUCUGGACAGUCCGUCCACCACGACGAGCAGCGUAGAAGUGGCUGAUCAGAAGGUGUCGCAGCGCCAGAGCGUAGUCGGAGUGGCGUGAAUUACUUCUAAUCAGCAUAUCGAAAUAAUUUCACCCACAUUUCCACUCCGGAUUGUGGCAAGGUGGGCGGGGAGUCAGCGUAGAUUGUAAGUACACAGAGAGAACCCUAUGAAUACUGAAUGGAGAGCAAGCGAAUGGUGUGAUAGGUGUUUGAGAGCGAUGAAACUAUCAUUAGACUGUAUAUAUAGGAGACAUUUAUUGAAGGGUAACACAUUGAUAAAGUGAACGAGGCCUUAUAUCCCAUAACAUUAGCUAGAGAACUUAGAACCUAACACUUUUGUAACAUCCAAGAAGCAACCAAAAUGCCAAAACGACACGGGGACUUUUUCCACCACCCAACAGAAGGAGCAGAAAAUUGAGAGUCUCAGUGUGUGGAAGGGUGGCUUUUGUACUUUAAUAUCGAUUGAUUAUAUACACAAUUGGAGGUAAACGGAUUUAUCUUGAAGUCUCUCUCUUUUCGACGAUAUUAUUUCUCUUGAAAAAACGAACCAUCAGACAAUAUCCGGCGAUGCGAUUGCAAAUUUUUAACUGAUAUUUUUUGUAUGCCAGCGUAUUUUUGAAAUAAAGGAAGAAAAGACGUGCUGUACAUAAAAAAAAGUGAUAACAAGUGU
Messenger RNA from Phlebotomus argentipes, 1566 nucleotides. Its product is annotated as store-operated calcium entry regulator STIMATE-like. Bases 74 to 955 code for a protein of 293 amino acids. The transcript has 3 exons. The record is from RefSeq and is a predicted model, not a curated record. NCBI's taxonomy places the organism in Eukaryota, Metazoa, Arthropoda, Insecta, Diptera, Psychodidae. Gene Ontology annotation, cellular component: membrane.